AUGUUGAUGCCUCGAGAGGCCCUGCUAGUCGGCUCCGCGACGUCCGUGAGCUCGGGAUCGCAUGCUGGUUCUAGUACCCCGAGCUCGACAUCACUCAGCCGUCGCCCGUCGAGCGUUGAAUGCUGCGGCUAUGCCCACGGCCGCAAAAGUGACGAGUCGUUAUCCGCGCUGUCGCUGUUCGGGCAUGAGAAAGUUGUCGCCUCGGCCAAUGGGAUUGCCGUUUCCAUCUGCCUGGCUGAGCCGGUGCUGUUUCUUGAAGGGUUCGAUCGCGAUAAUGCAGACACCACCAAGACAUCGAUUCUGCGGGGGACCCUUCGCUUGAAGCUAUCCAAGCCGGCGAAGAUCAAGAAGAUCUGUUUGAACUUCAAGGGCAUGGGACAGACGAAUUGGCCUGAAGGAGUUCCACCCAAAAAGAACCAAUUCCACGAGAACCAUGCAAUAUUGAAUCACACCUGGAUGUUAUUCAAUGCGCAGCUCCCAGAUGCCGAAUAUAGCCACGGAGCCGACCACAUCAGACUCAAGGUCGCAGCGGUGUCGACGAAAGAGCUGGCAGCGUCGACAAUCGAGCUCCUCGCACUUUCCGCUUCAAAUUUGUCGCGGGCGAAACAGACCAGGGAUGUCAAAAAACUGUCCCUUCAGUCAAAUUGCUCACGGAGCUUUGCGAAAGGCGAAUUCCCCCGUCAUGGCGAACCCAGUGUAUCAGCGAGAGGCUUCAAACUUUUCGAGCCGGCGAUUAUUGGUACAAUUUCGAGCUCCCUAUCUCCUCACGAAGCAAGUGUUGAACGAUCAGGGGCAUUCCGUCCGAACCUCCUCGGCCACAGAGAGGUGCCGUUUAUCCGGACACCCCCGGAAGGGUCCCUGGAGCACGUCGAGCCCAUUGCCAUUUCGCGAACGUGGGAAGAUCAGCUACACUACGAUAUCGUCAUUUCGGGCAAAUCUUUCCCGCUGGGUGGGCAGGUCCCCAUUGCCUUUAAGCUGACGCCCCUGGCGAAGGUCUCGCUGCAUCGCAUCAAGGUGAUUGUGACCGAGAACACCCAGGUCGUGGCGAAUAACAGGACAUAUCAUAGAGUUGAUGGGUCGAAGAAGGUGCUCUUGUUCGAGAAGCGCGCGGAUUCGCAGAGUACUAGUGCAUUUCCCGGUAGUGUUUGUAGGGUAACUGCUGGUGGCGGUGUUGCGUAUGAUGCUCGAAGAGAAGCGGCCGAGGGAAUAGAAUAUGUGAACCCACGGAACACCAAUCUGCUGGGGGAUCUGGAGGAGAGCUUUGAAGUCGGCCCGACGGAGAUGGAGUUCAAUGUGCAGCUUCCUACCUGCACAGAACUGAAGAAAAGAGACCCUAUUCGUUCGCUACAUUUUGAUACUACGCAUGAGCAACUGCAGAUACACCAUUGGAUCAAGAUCGUUCUCCGCCUCUCGAGAACAGACGAAAGAGACCCCAGCAAACGCCGCCAUUUCGAAAUCUCCAUCGACUCCCCCUUCCACAUCAUGUCCUGCCUUGCCACGCAAUCCAAUAUCUACCCGCCCGCCCCCGCCUUCCGCUUUCACACAAGCGCUGUGAAUACCACCGCCCACCACGCCCCACGCCCCAUCCACCUGCUCCGCGUCCCUUCGUUUGCGCCACCCUCUCCCCCUGCCCCCAGCAGCACCCCCCCCCCACCCCUCCCCACCCCGCCGCCAGAUUACACCACGAUCGUGCCGGACGACGACCCGCGCGCGGGCCUGCACGAUUACUUUUUGCGCCUGACGGUAGCGGAGCGCGAGUACGAGGAGGGCAUGCGCGGGCGGUCGCAUGUCGACGUGCCGCUGACGCCGGGCGGGAGGGUGCAUCGAAGCAUGGAUAUCCCGAGGGAGCGGGUUGUGGAUGAGGUGUGGGGUGGGAAUGCUGCCGGGGGCCGGGGGAAUGGUAAAGUAUAG
Messenger RNA from Histoplasma capsulatum G186AR, 1911 nucleotides. RefSeq names its product arrestin domain-containing protein. Gene Ontology annotation, biological process: ubiquitin-dependent endocytosis. Bases 1 to 1911 code for a protein of 636 amino acids. Gene Ontology annotation, cellular component: cytosol; cytoplasm. The transcript has 6 exons. Gene Ontology annotation, molecular function: ubiquitin protein ligase binding; protein-macromolecule adaptor activity. The record is from RefSeq and is a predicted model, not a curated record. Lineage: Eukaryota; Fungi; Ascomycota; Eurotiomycetes; Onygenales; Ajellomycetaceae.